GUAUUUUAUGAGUGACUUGUUUUAAUAUUUCCAUGCAAAUGACCUCAAAUUCAAUGAAAUUAAGUCAUGUUACAAACUUUUCAGUAUAUAUUUAAGAAUUGUAUAUUUGUUUUACUUUGAAAUCGUUUGAAAAUAGUACUAAAUUAUGGUUAGAAGUGGGAGGGAUAGAGAUCGUGACCGUAGGCGUUCGCAUAGCCGAUCGGCAACUCCAGAUAGAAAGCGACGACGUUCUCGAUCUAGAAGUAGAGACAGAAGUUCUAAAUCUUCUAAAAGGAAGCGUAGUCGUAGUAGGGAACGUGACUCGAAGCGAGACCGUAGCAGAGACAGAGAUAGAGAUAGGGAUCGCAAAAGUGAUAAAAGAGAUGACAAAAGAAAUGGCUCUAGUAGCAAAUCUAGGAAAAAGUCACCUGAUAGAGAAAAAGAGAGGGAGAGAUCCAAAUCAAAAGAUAAAACCGUAAAAUCAGAAUCUUCUGAAUAUAAUCCUGGAACUGUGGAUAAGGAAGAAGAACAGAGUCGUUUAGAAGCUGAAAUGCAAAAACGGCGUGAUCGUAUUGAACGCUGGAGGGCAGAACGUAAACGCAAGGAAAUAGAAUCUGCUAAAAAAGAAGUGCAGAAAGGAAGUAUAGUCACUAAUAUUCAAGUGCCUGCAGCAAAGAAGUGGUCACUAGAAGAUGAUUCGGGCGAUGAAGGUGAAGAUGGUGAAUCAAAAGAGAAGCCAGUUGUGGAAGAGAAAAAGGAAGAAGAUGAAAUUGAUCCAUUAGAUGCGUAUAUGCAGGAAGUGCAACAGGAGGUGCGCAAAGUAAAUCAGAUGGACCAAUCUCGUGGUAUAAUAAGUGUACCAACAGCUGGAGGAACUGGGGUUAUGAUUUUAACUGGAACAGCUAAGAAAAAGGUAUCGGAACAAAAGAAUAAAGGUGAACUUAUUGAACAAAAUCAAGAUGGGCUGGAAUAUUCGUCAGAGGAAGAGACAGAGGACAUCAAAGAUGCUGCUGCAAACCUUGCAUCUAAACAACGAAAAGAGCUCGCCAAAGUUGAUCAUUCUAGCUUAGAUUAUAUGACAUUUAGGAAAGCAUUUUAUACAGAGGUAAGUGAAUUAGCAAGAAUGACUUCGGAAGAAGUUGAGGCAUACAGAACAGAACUUGAAGGGAUUAGAGUGAAGGGCAAAGGGUGUCCCAAACCAAUUAGAACAUGGGCCCAUUGUGGUAUCAGUAAGAAAGAGAUGGAUAUAUUAAAGAAAUUAGGCUUUGAAAAACCAACUCCGAUUCAGGCGCAGGCUAUCCCCGCUAUAAUGUCUGGAAGAGACUUAAUUGGUAUUGCAAAGACUGGUUCUGGUAAGACACUUGCGUUUAUUUUACCAAUGUUCCGUCAUGUUCUUGACCAACCCCCACUAGAAGAUACCGAUGGACCAAUAUCUCUUAUAAUGACACCUACAAGGGAACUGUGUAUGCAAAUCGGAAAGGACAUCAAGAAGUUUGCAAAGUCCCUAGGAUUAAGAGUCGUUUGUGUAUAUGGAGGCACUGGAAUAUCAGAACAAAUCGCGGAAUUAAAACGUGGUGCUGAAAUGAUAGUAUGCACUCCGGGUCGUAUGAUCGACAUGUUGGCCGCCAACUCCGGGCGGGUCACCAACCUGCGGAGAGUCACAUACAUCGUGCUGGACGAAGCCGACAGGAUGUUCGACAUGGGCUUCGAGCCGCAGGUGAUGAAGAUAAUCGACAAUGUGCGACCCGACCGGCAGACGGUGAUGUUCAGCGCGACCUUCCCGCGACAAAUGGAGGCGCUCGCUCGGCGAAUCUUGCAGAAACCUAUUGAAGUUCAGGUGGGUGGACGCAGUGUUGUAUGCAAAGAAGUAGAACAGCAUGUGGCCAUACUGGAAGAUGAAGCUAAGUUUUUCAAACUAUUGGAACUACUGGGACUCUACAGUCAGAUGGGCAGUAUCAUUGUAUUUGUGGACAAGCAAGAGAAUGCCGACAGUCUUCUAAAGGAUCUCAUGAAGGCGUCUUAUUCUUGCAUGAGCUUGCACGGAGGUAUUGAUCAAUUCGACAGGGACUCGACGAUCGUGGACUUCAAGUCGGGCAAGGUGAAGCUGCUGGUGGCCACCAGCGUGGCGGCGCGCGGGCUCGACGUCAAGCAGCUCGUGCUCGUCGUCAACUACGACUGCCCCAACCACUACGAGGACUACGUGCAUCGUUGCGGCCGGACGGGCCGCGCCGGCAACAAGGGCUACGCGUGGACGUUCCUGACGCCGGAGCAGGGCCGGUACGCGGGCGACGUGCUGCGCGCCUUCGAGCUGGCCGGCACCGCCGCGCCGCCCGAGCUGCGCCAGCUGUGGGACACGUACAAGGAGGCGCAGGAGAAGGAGGGGAAGAAGGUGCACACCGGCGGCGGCUUCAGCGGGAAAGGUUUUAAAUUCGACGAAUCGGAAGCUCAAGCUGCUACAGAGAGGAAGAAAUAUCAGAAAGCGGCCCUCGGUCUUCAAGAUUCUGAUGAUGAGGAUGUGGAAGGUGACCUCGACCAGCAGAUCGAAACGAUGCUCGCUGCGAAGAAAAUUAUCAAGGAGAUAAAGCCGGGCGCGGGGCCGGCGGGCGCGCCGGCGGCGGCGGACGGCAAGCUGGAGCUGGCGCGGCGGCUGGCGUCGCGCAUCAACCUGGCCAAGGGGCUGGGCGUGGAGCACAAGGGCGCCACGCAGCAGGCCGCCGAGGCCAUCCUCAAGGGCGCGCCCUCCGCGCACACGCUCAUCACCGCUAAAACUGUAGCGGAGCAACUUGCCGCGAAACUAAACACGCGAUUGAACUAUCAGCCGCGUGACGAGAGCUCGUCGGAGCCCGCCGAAGAGGUGUUCCGUAAAUAUGAGACCGAAUUGGAGAUCAACGAUUUCCCGCAGCAGGCUCGUUGGCGGGUCACGAGCAAGGAGGCGUUAGCGUUAAUCAGUGAAUAUUCAGAAGCGGGUAUCACGGUCCGUGGUACUUAUGUACCGCCCGGGAAGGCACCACCAGAAGGCGAGAGAAAAUUAUAUUUGGCCAUCGAGAGUUCCCAGGAGUUAGCCGUCGCCAAAGCGAAGUCUGAAAUUACUCGUCUCAUUAAGGAAGAACUCCUCAAACUGCAGACUUCAGCCCAUCAUAUGAUUAACAAAGCUAGAUAUAAGGUCCUUUAACGGAUUGUAUGCAAAUAUAGUUUGACGUAUCUUUCUAAAAA
Messenger RNA from Vanessa atalanta (red admiral), 3192 nucleotides. It is a transcript of the gene Prp5, whose product is annotated as probable ATP-dependent RNA helicase DDX46. Gene Ontology annotation, cellular component: nucleus. Bases 146 to 3151 code for a protein of 1001 amino acids. The record is from RefSeq and is a predicted model, not a curated record. Gene Ontology annotation, biological process: mRNA splicing, via spliceosome. Gene Ontology annotation, molecular function: ATP binding; RNA helicase activity; nucleic acid binding. Lineage: Eukaryota; Metazoa; Arthropoda; Insecta; Lepidoptera; Nymphalidae. The transcript is spliced from 18 exons.